Messenger RNA from Rattus rattus (black rat), 2633 nucleotides. RefSeq names its product BCAR3 adaptor protein, NSP family member (gene Bcar3). Gene Ontology annotation, molecular function: guanyl-nucleotide exchange factor activity; phosphotyrosine residue binding. Bases 16 to 2187 code for a protein of 723 amino acids. The transcript has 10 exons. Gene Ontology annotation, biological process: small GTPase-mediated signal transduction; positive regulation of peptidyl-serine phosphorylation. The record is from RefSeq and is a predicted model, not a curated record. NCBI's taxonomy places the organism in Eukaryota, Metazoa, Chordata, Mammalia, Rodentia, Muridae.
GAAACCAAGGACAAGAUGCCUAAGGAAUGCAGUGCCUUCCAUGCCCUCUCUGCAGCCCUGUGCUGUUUCUAUCAGCGCAAGUCUUUCUUUGGAGUCAAGUUCUCCAAGGAGAGGCACAUCAUGGACAGGACCCCUGAGAGGCUGAAAAAGGAACUGGAGGAGGAGCUACUGCUGAGCAGCGAGGACCUACGCAGCCACGCCUGGUAUCACGGCCGGAUCCCCAGACAGGUAUCUGAAAACCUUGUGCAGCGGGAUGGGGACUUCCUGGUUCGUGACUCCCUGUCUAGCCCUGGAAACUUUGUCCUGACCUGUCAGUGGAAGAACCUUGCUCAGCACUUUAAGAUCAACCGGACUGUUCUGCGGCUCAGCGAGGCCUACAGCCGUGUGCAGUACCAAUUCGAGAUGGAGAGCUUUGACUCCAUCCCCGGGCUGGUACGCUGCUACGUGGGAAACCGGAGGCCCAUCUCCCAGCAGAGUGGUGCCAUCAUCUUCCAGCCUAUCAAUAGGACAGUGCCCCUUUGGUGUCUGGAGGAGCGUUAUGGCACCUCACCAGGCCGAGUCCGGGAGGGCAGCUUUGCUGAGGGAAGACCAGAUGUGGUGAAGAGACUGAGCCUCACCACAGGUGGCAUCCAGGCUCGGGACCACAGCUUGCCCAGAGGAAACCUCCUCAGGAAUAAGGACAAGAGUGGCAGCCAGCCCGCCUGCCUGGAUCACGUGCAGGACCGGAAGGCCGCAACCCUCAAGGCUCACCAGUCGGAGAGUCACCUGCCCAUCGGCUGCAAGCUGCCACCCCCGUCUCCGAGUGUGGACACAAGCCCUUGCCCCAGCUCUCCCGUGUUCAGGACUGGCAGCGAGCCCACUCUGAGUCCGGCACUGGUACGAAGGUUCUCUUCGGACGCUAGGGCAGGGGAGGCACUUCGGGGAUCAGACAGCCAACUGUGCCCCAAGCCACCCCCAAAGCCCUGCAAGGUGCCCUUCCUCAAGGUUCCUCCCUCUCCAUCUCCCUGGCUCAACUCAGAGGCCAACUACUGUGAACUGAACCCUGCUUUUGCGGUGGGCUGUGACAGGGGAGCCAAGCUUCCCUCACACGAGAUGCUGCUGACAGCCAAACAGAAUGGGGCAUCGGGUCCCCGGAACUCUGGCAUCAACUACUUGAUCCUUGAUGGGGAUGACCAAGGGAGACAUUGGGAUGAGGGUCAGGAGGACGAGACCAAGUUUGUACCACCUGUCAUGGAGACAGUGUCAUCAUUCAGACCCAAUGACUUUGAGUCGAAGCUUCUUCCUCCAGAGAACAAGCCCCUGGAAACAGCCAUGCUAAAGCAUGCCAAGGAACUGUUCAGCAACCAUGACGCGAGGGUCAUUGCACAGCACAUGCUGAGCGUGGACUGCAAGGUUGCUAGGAUACUGGAAGUCUCUGAAGACAUGAAGAGGAGCAUGGGCGUGAGCUCGGGACUGGAACUCAUUACCUUGCCUCACGGACGCCAGCUGCGCCUGGACAUUAUUGAAAGACACAACACCAUGGCCAUUGGCAUUGCUGUGGACAUUCUGGGCUGCACAGGCACACUGGAGAACCGAGCAGGAACCCUUAAUAAGAUCAUCCAGGUGGCAGUGGAACUGAAGGACACCAUGGGAGACCUCUAUUCCUUCUCAGCCAUCAUGAAAGCCCUCGAGAUGCCUCAGAUCACAAGGUUAGAAAAAACAUGGACGGCUCUGAGGCACCACUACACGCAAACAGCCAUCCUCUACGAAAAGCAGUUGAAGCCCUUUAGCAAAAUCCUGCAUGAAGGCAGAGAGUCGACAUAUGUCCCAGCAAGCAGUGUGUCCGUCCCACUGCUGAUGCCUCUUGUGACCUUAAUGGAACGCCAGGCUGUCACUUUUGAAGGAACCGACAUGUGGGAAAAAAAUGACGAGAGCUGUGAAAUCAUGCUGAGUCACUUGGCCACAGCCAGGUUCAUGGCCGAGGCUUCGGAGAGCUACAGGAUGAAUGCUGAGAGGGUCCUGGCAGAUUUCCAACCGGAUGAAGAAAUGACUGAAAUCUUAAAGACUGAGUUCCAGAUGCGAUUGUUGUGGGGCAGCAAGGGUGCUGAAGUCAACCAGAACGAGAGAUAUGACAAGUUCAACCAGAUCCUAACCGCCCUCUCACGGAAACUGGAACCUCCUUCUUCUGGAAAGCAGGCUGAGCUGUGAGAACCUUCUGGAGGACCCUGGGGCACAACUUGGAGCUUCCCCAGCCCCUCCUCCAGGAAUGCUCAUCAUCCGAUAAAGUAAUACCGUGCAAAAUCUAACGAGAUGCAAGCCAUCAAUAUCCGUAGGAUAUUAAAUGUGUAGAUUGCACAGAGCACACUUAUUUAUGAAUUGUUUAAAAUUACUACUGAUUUUUAAAUGAAUGUUAAUUUAUUAUUAAGAUAACUAUUGCUAAUGUGGAUCAGCAAAUUUAAGAUCCAGCUAUGUUGCUGGUUGUUUAAUGUCAUGGUAUUCGACCAUCUUAGUUUUAAUUCCAUGUCACAUACAUGUAAACAGAGGCAUUUAAAAGGAAAGCAUGAAUCAUUGAAGAGGGUAUCAGUUAUAUGAUAUUCUUUGAUAUGAAACUGUAAAUAGUGAAUGGAAAUAUAUCUUUUUGUGAAAUAACUGUA